UCUUCCCAUUUCACAAACACAAAAGCAAAGAAAAGAGAGACCUGUCCUCACCGCUCUCCCAUGUCGCUUUCCCCCUUUGUCACUUUGCCCUAAUCCCAGACUUCAAUUUUCCGUCGCGGCGGAGGAAGGAGCAAGAAGAAGAGGAGCCAGCGCGUGGACAUAUUUAUUCUUUUUCCCUUUUUGUUUUGAUCGUUUACUGGUGUGAAUUCUCAUUGUUGGAGUUGGUAGGGCGGAGUUUGUUUUGGAUGUGAUUGAAGUCGGCGGCGGAGCAGCAGCGAUAUUUUAGGGUUGCAGGAAUAGUGGUUUUGAUGCCGCCGGAGCAAUUCCCUUGGGAUCGAAGGGAUUUCCGUAAGCACGACAGAUCCGGGUCCGACCCCCGCUUUGGCGGCGGAGGAUUCGGAGGCGGAUGGGCGAAUAGAUGGCGGGAGCCGCAACACCACCCGCACGCGCCGCCGUCUUUUCAACACCACCACAACCAUCAGCCGCAGCCGCCUUGGUAUUCUGAUUUUCGCACUUCCCGCCCUAUCCCUCCCGGUCAUGGUAAGCAGGGUGGAUGGCACAUGUAUCCUGAUGAGGCUGGUCAUGUAUUUAUGCCGUUUGGGUCUAGGUACAAUGACAGAGAUGCGCCGGAUGAUAACUUUCGACCUUUUGGGUCUCGUGGUGAAGCCAAAUAUAUCAGAAAUAACCGAGAAAGCAGGGGAUCCUUUAGCCAAAAAGACUGGAGAUCACACUCUUGGGAACCUGCAGUGUCAUCCAGUGUUUCUGGGAGGCCAACUACUGAGGUGAAUAAUCCGAAGGCUAUAGCGAACAACCAGACAUUCCAUAAGGUGAAUAACCAGAAGGCCACAGAAAAUACUCAAUCAGGCCUAAAGGUGAACAAUCAGAAGGUUGCAGAGAAUGGCCAAGCAUUCCAUAAGGUGAAUAAUCAGAAGGUUUCAGAGAAUGCCCAAGCAUGCCAUAAGGUGAAUAAUCAGAAGGCUGUGGAGAAUGCCCAAACAUGCCCUAAGGUGAAUAAUCAGAAGGCUGCGGAGAAUGCCCAAACAUGCCCUAAGGUGAAUAAUCAGAAGGCUGUGGAGAAUGCCCAAACAUGCCCUAAGGUGAAUAAUCAGAAGGCUGUGGAGAAUGCCCAAACAUGCCCUAAGGUGAAUAAUCAGAAGGCUGCGGAGAAUGCCCAAACAUGCCCUAAGGUGAACAAUCAGAAGGCUGCGGAGAAUGCCCAAACAUGCCUUAAGGUGAAUAAUCAGAAGGCUGCGGAGAAUGCCCAAACAUGCCCUAAGGUGAAUAAUCAGAAGGCUGCGGAGAAUGCCCAAACAUGCCCUAAGGUGAAUAAUCAGAACGCUGCGGAGAAUGCCCAAACAUGCCCUAAGGUGAAUAAUCAGAAGGCUGCGGAGAAUGCCCAAACAUGCGCUAAGGUGAAUAAUCAGAAGGCUGCGGAGAAUGCCCAAACAUGCGCUAAGGUGAAUAAUCAGAAGGCUGUGGAGAAUGCCCAAACAUGCUAUAAUGUGAAUAAUCAGAAGGCUGCGGAGAAUGCCCACACUUGCCAUAAGACAAGCAAUCAGAAGGCUGUAGAUGAUUUCCAAACAUGCCUUAAGGCAAGUAAUCAGAAGGCUGCAGAGAAUGCCCAAACUUGCCAUAAGACAAGCAAUCAGAAGGCUGGAGAUGAUUCCCAAACAUGCCAUAAGACAAGCAAUCAGAACGCUGUAGAUGAUUACCAAACAUACCUUAAGGCAAGUAAUCUGAAGGCUGUAGAAAAUGGCCAAAUAUGCCAUAAGGAGAAUGUGCAGAAGGCUGUGGAGAAUGUGCAGACAUGUCACAAGGAUAAUAGUGUGAGCAAUGAUUCUGCUCAUCCUCCUCCUGAUCUUUUAUCAAGCCCAUCUCAGCAUGUUCUGAAAGAGAAGCAAGAAAAGAAUGAUGCGGCAGCAUCUGGUACAUUGGCGAGCCUGGGUCAGAAUCCUGGAAAAGAGAAGGACCUAGGAUCAAUAGAUUGGAAGCCUCUGAAAUGGUCUCGGUCAGGGAGCUUGGUGUCAAGAGGCUCUGGUUUCAGCCAUUCCAGUAGCUCCAAAAGUCUGGGAGUUGACUCUACUGAUAUUAUGUCUGAUCUACAGAAGAAAGAUGCGACACCAGACCAAUCUUCUGCUGCUGCUGCUAGUGCCAUGACCAGUUCCUCUGAUCCAUCUGAUGAGACCACUUCCAGGAAGAAACCCCGCCUUGGCUGGGGUGAGGGUCUUGCAAAGUAUGAAAAGAAGAAGGUUGAUGGGCACGAUGACGAUGCCACAAAGGAGAGACUUGUUGUUGGUGCCACCAGUGCAGGAAUAAUGUUGUCGCCUUCUGUGAACCAAGUGCUUAAAAGCCCUAGAUUUGUAAAUGUGUUAGAUUGUGCCUCGCCUGCAACUCCAGCUUCCGUUGCUUGUAGUUCUUCACCAGGCACUGCAGGUAUUGUGGAGAAAGAAUCUAUCAACAUAGCAGAUUCAGAUAAUAAUACUGCUAAUCUCUGCUGUUCGCCUGGUAUUAUGCCCCUGGACUACCAUGAGGGGACUUCUUUUAACCUAGAGAACUUGGAGCUUAGUUCUAUUGCUAAUUUGAGCUUGUUUAUAAAUGACUUGCUGCAAUCCAGCGAUCCUAAUUCAAUGGAAACUGGUUAUGUGAGGACCUCCUCAAUGAAUAAGCUGUUGGUGUGUAAGGUUGACAUAUUGAAAGCACUUGAAGUGACUGAAUCUGAGAUAGAUUCUCUUGAAACUGAACUCAAGACUCUGUCUGGUGGAUCCAACAGCUGCCAUCCAUUUCCAGCAGCUUGCCACUUGAAAUCUGGAGAGCCCCUUUUAGAACCUUGUGAAGAGCAUGCUGCUGCUUCUGGUAAUACUGCUGUUCCUCCUCCAUUGCAGAUUGCAUCAUCUGGAAGCCUGGUUGAUGAGGAUGCACCUACUGCCCAGGAAGGAGAGGAUAUGGAGGCGAUGGAUGAAGACAUUGAUAGCCCAUAUUCAGCAACUUCUAAACUUGUUGGGGCUGUAGUAUUGUCUGGGGAAGAUAUUUGCACUUCCAAGACGGCAGAAAGUGUUGAGGGUUCUGUUAUGCUGAACUCAGACAAUUCCAGGAACUCGAAUCCUGCUUUUUCAGAGAAUGGGUUGGGCAACCAGGAUAAUGUGUGUCCUGUUGAUGUUCCUUAUUCCAUUUUGCGUGAUAGCCAAAAUUCGAAUAUUGUGGGUGAUGUGUCCUGUGAUCAUAUUUAUGACUCUGUGUUAGCUUCUAGUAAAGAGUCUGCAACUAGGGCUGUAGAGGAGUUGAAUAAGUUAUUACCUGAUGGGAAAGGUGAUGUUGGUACUUCAAAUGUGUCUGGGAUCUCCUCUUUUCAGAGGGAUUCCUUGAUGAUUAAGGAAAAGUUUGUAGCAAGGAAGUGGUCUCACAAAUUUAAGGAGAAAGUUGUUACGCUGAAGUUUAAGAUAUUUCAGCAUUUCUGGAAAGAAGGUCGUGUUGUUUCUGUAAGGAAACUUCAGGGGAAGUCACACAAGAUGUUUGAUCUAAGUCGAACUGGGUAUAGAAGGAAUCGAUCCUCUGUUCAAUCUCGUAUUUCUUAUUUUGCUGGAAGUCAUCCGAUAGUUCCUGCAGAAGAAGUAAUUGAUUUCAUUAAUGGGUUGCUUUCAUCAUCACCAUUCAAACCCUGUAGGAAUUUCUUGAAGAUGCCUGCUUUUAUUUUGGACAAGGAAACAAGGAUGUCAAGGUUUAUCUCAAACAAUGGUCUGGUUGAAAAUCCUGGUGCUGCUGAGAAAGAAAGAUCUUGUAUAAACCCAUGGACAGCUGAGGAGCAAGAAAUCUUCAUUGAUAAGCUUGCUGUUUUUGGGAAAGAUUUCAGCAAGAUUGCAGGUUUUCUGGAACAUAAAACAAUUGCUGAUUGUGUUGAGUUUUACUACAAGAAUCAUAAAUCUACUAGCUUUGAGAGAGCUAGAAAGAACCGAGAUAAGCAAAGCAAGCCACAAGCUACUGCUUACUUAGUAGCUACUGCAAAAAGGUCAAGUCGUGAGGUGAAUGCUGUGAAUCUUGAUAUACUUGGUGAUGCUUCGAUAAUUGCAGCUGCUGUUGAUGAUGGCGUCCGCAUGAAGAAGCUAGAAUCCAGGCCCAGGAUCCUUUUGGGUCCAGCUGGUUCUCAUAAACUGUCCAGUGGUGAUGAUAGUGCUUUGCAUCGGUCAAAUAGUCUGGAUAUGUAUUGUAGUGAAACUGCUGCAGCUGAUGUGUUAGCUGGCAUUUGUGGUUCACUGUCAUCUGAGGCUAUGAGCUCUUGCAUAACGAGUUCUUUUGACCCUUCUGAUCGGUGUCAGGAUUGGAAAUGCCCACUAGCAAGUUCUGGUAUUAAGCUACCUUUGACUCCUGACGUAACACAGAAUGUUGAUGAUGAAUGCUCAGAUGAGAGUUGUGCAGAAAUAGAUACAGUUGAUUGGACUGAUGAGGAGAAGUCUAUCUUCAUUCGGGCCAUAUCAUCUUAUGGUAAGGAUUUUGCUAGGAUCUCACAAUGUGUUGGAACCAAAAGCAAUGAUCAGUGCAAAAUAUUCUUCAGCAAGGCUCGAAAGUGUCUGCAGUUAGAUCAAAUUCAUCCUGGUGCUGAUGGUGCUGAACCUGGUGAUGUUAAUGAAGGUGGCAGUGAUGUUGAAGAUGGCUGUGUUCUGCAGAAUGUAUCUGUUAUAUGCAGUGAUAAUUCUGAGAACAAGAGUGAAGAGAAUCUUAUAGCCGAAGAGGCGAAAAUGGAUCAUAUGUCUGAUUCUGUGGAACCCCACAAGUUGAAGCCUGAUGUUAAUGCCUGUGGAGAAGGUUCUAGCACAUGCCUUCUUGAUUCUAUGGCUGCCAGCCCUGUUUUAACGAACACAUCUGCGAAUGGCUGUCAAGUGGAUGCUAUGCCAGCAGUCGACAUCAGUGCAGGCAACAAAGAGCAGAAUGAUGCUGAUGGAUCUGAUCUGAAGAGUAGAACUAUGUGUUUGUCAUCCAAUAGCAAUUCUGUACAAGUUGAACUGGGCGUUGAUUGUGGCAUGCCUAGUAGGCCUAGUUUAGCUGCUGAUAAGGCUUUAUCCAAGGCUCCUGAUGGGCAGCGUAUGCAAAAUUUACCUGAAGAAAAGUUGGAUGGUGGUAAUAUGGCUAGAUUAGGAGAUACUAAUCUGGCUGAUGUGGUGUUCUCCAGUGCAGCAAGUGACCUGAAUCCAGAGAAUCAGCUUGAUGGGAACGUCUCUCAGCCUUCUGCUGAUGCACAUUCUUCUGUGCAAGUUCUAUGUGGGUCACAGGAGGAGGCUGGCCUCAAAUCCUACCCGCCUGAAACACCCGAUGUGACCUCAUUGCAGCCAAAUGAUCUUAUGGCCUCUGUGGCGCCUUCUGCUCUCUUUUCUGUUCCCAUCACUUAUCAGAGACACUCGGUUGGUAAUGCUCUAGAUAAAAGAUGUUUACAGACUAUGGAUACCACAGGUGAUUGCCAGCAACAACGCCCAGGUAACUCACUUUUAGAAUCCAUGCAGUCUUCCCAGAUCCUGAGGGGGUACCCAGUUCCAGUGCAUGCUAUGAAGGAGAUGAAUCUGGGUGUCAAACGGAAAAAUCUUGUUCUACCUCAAGACAUUUCCAUUCGAGAUGGAAUGUUGCAUUUGGAUCGGCAUACGGAUUUCUCCCUUCAAAAGUGUACUGGUUCUAGACAUCAGAGUGAAGUAUUCAAGAAGCCUUCAUUCCAAGAGCAGAGCUGUGGGGACAAAUCCAGACCUCAACCAGGGUGUUCAUCUGGUUCAGAUAAGCCUUCACGGAGUGGUGACGUCAAGCUGUUUGGUAAAAUUUUAGUGUCUUCCAAUAAGGAACCUAAUUCUGAACUACUAGAUUCUGGCCCUGAUAACUCGCACCUUAAAACGAGUGGCCAGUCUCUGAGCUUGAAAUUAAGUGUUGAUGAGAAGGUUCAUUUGCACUCUUCAAAGUCCAAGUUUGAUUGUAAUAACUUUCUUGGCACAGAGAACAUCCCAGUUGGGAGUUUUGGUCUCUGGGAUGGAGGCAAGACCCAGGCAGGGUACCCUCUACUUGAUUCUACUCUAUUGUUGAGCAAGUAUCCCGCUGCAUUCGCUAAUCACUCUAUAAGACUGGAGCAGCCUCCUCUGUGUCGAGUAUCUAAGAGCAAUGACAAUCCCUUCAAUGGUGUCUCAGUUAUACCAAGAGAGCUGAACAGCAACAUUGGACUAUCGGAAUUCCCAGUAUUAAGGAAUCUAGAGCUGCAGCAGCAGCAGCCUUUAACAGUAGAUAUGAGGCAGCCACAGGAUGUAGCAUUCUCAGAGAUGCAAAGAAGGAUUGGGUUUGAGGCCGCCAUGGCAGGAAUGCAGCAGCAGCAGCAAGCACAGAUGAUGGUUGGAAUAAAUAAUGUUGUGGGAAGAGGAGUAAUUCUGCACAACGAACAAUUCCCCGGGGCCUCAAAUCCUGUUAAAAAGCACUAUGCUACAGCUCCUAAUUUUAAUCUUCAGGCAGGGUCUGGAUGGCGAAUGGACAAGUAAAAAUGGGAUUUAGGCAGGCGAACAGGUAGUGUGCUGAGAUUGCUCUUUCUUUUGAUGCAGUGUAUCAUACUACAUAGUAUUUAUGUGCUUUUUUCAACUCAAUGAUAGGACAGUUUUUCUUUUUUUUUUUUUGGUUUCAUCUGUUUUUGGUGUUCUUUCUCGGUGGGGUGUGUGAUGGGGUAGGGUAGGAAUGUUUUUGGAUAUUGUGAUGUUUAUUGCAGCAGUAGCCUGGCCUUUGUAUUUGUUGUAUUCGGAUUUUGGUGGGAGUGAGUACAGAAAAUAAUGUGUCUCAAAUGCAAUUUCUGUUUUGAUGCA
Andrographis paniculata is the source of this 6809-nucleotide messenger RNA. RefSeq lists its product as uncharacterized. Lineage: Eukaryota; Viridiplantae; Streptophyta; Magnoliopsida; Lamiales; Acanthaceae. The transcript is spliced from 4 exons. Bases 309 to 6494 code for a protein of 2061 amino acids. The record is from RefSeq and is a predicted model, not a curated record.